Molecule: messenger RNA, 2422 nt
Organism: Hippocampus comes (tiger tail seahorse)
Lineage: Eukaryota; Metazoa; Chordata; Actinopteri; Syngnathiformes; Syngnathidae
Gene: cxcl12b
Product: chemokine (C-X-C motif) ligand 12b (stromal cell-derived factor 1)
Exons: 4
Coding region: 77-385 (102 amino acids)
Biological process (GO): defense response; chemotaxis; immune response
Cellular component (GO): extracellular region
Molecular function (GO): chemokine activity
Source: RefSeq, a predicted model, not a curated record
UUAACACAACACAGCGCUGGCGGCCUCAGUCGUGCCUUGGACUGUAGCAGACGGAGCAGCUUGAGCGAUCACCAACAUGGACUUCAAACUGCUGCCGCUGAUGCUUCUGUUGGCUGUGGUCACACAUGGACCAACAUGUACUGCAAAGCCCAUCAGUCUGGUGGAGAGGUGCUGGUGUCGUUCUACUAUUAACACGGUUCCCCAGCGCUCCAUCAAAGAGCUCAAGUUUCUCCACACACCCAACUGCCCUUUCCAAGUCAUCGCCAAGCUGAAAAGCAACAGGGAAGUUUGCAUCAACCCGGAAACCAAGUGGCUGCAGCAGUACUUAAAGAACGCCAUAAACAAGGUGAAGAAAUCGAGAAGACGCAACAACAAGAAAAACUAAGUCCGCGGGAUGUUUUCGAUUCAGUCAAAGAAACCUUCAGGUCCAACCUGUGUAUCACCUCACCACUGCUAUGGAUGUAUGUAAACACCGCUGUUAUGUAACCGUCCACCUCUCUGGACUGCUUGCGCAAGAAGCACUUCAUCGCCAAUUUGUGCCACCCGCCACAGGCCUCUCCGGAUACUCACUGAGUGACACCCCUCACCAUCCAAUCCCUCCACGGUAGCACCAAGUGCGAUUAAAGCCUGCCUUGGGACAAUGGAUGCAAGAGUUGUAACUUGUGCUUGAGUGACAAUGUGUGUGAAAGAGUGUGUGUACAAAAAAAAAAAAUUUUUUUGAACAGAUGUAUGGGGAAUGAAUGUGCCUGCCACUUUAUGACAAGUGUCCUUCAAACAUUCAAAUCACUCAAAGGAAUUAUGAUCUUUCGAGGCAGGUCACACGAACACUAAUCUCUGAACGCCUUUUGAAAUAUUUCAUUUAUGCUAUGAUCAAGAAUGUGAUGAGAUAUAUUCUGUUUUUAUGCCUUAUGUAUGUGAAAGUGGCACUAUUUUGAAACAAUGUUAUUUUCAGGACGACCAACGUGCCACUCAUCGACGAGCGUUGAUCAUGUGGCGCUACAUAUUCAUUUUAAAAGUCAGAAUCGUUUGUACUGUUUGGUUCGUGCAAAACCAUAAUCGGCCGAGGUUAUUUUUGGGAGCAUUUCUUAAUGGUCUGGUGUGAAGAUGACGUGUCGAGUGUAGAGAAAGGUGAUGAAGAAAAUGGAACAAAUGCAGUUUGGGUGUUUGUAUUGUGUGUUAAUGCAGCUUUUACUGAUUGAACAUAUCAGAAUAUAGAAGAGACCAAAUAUUUAUUCAGCGCAACAGGCAACAAGAUAAAACCUCAGCAAUAAGAACAGAAUUCAAAUAAGUCUUUGCUUUUUUUUUUUUUACAUGACUGACUGGAAACAUUCGAGCAGGUUGACGGCAGGAUUCUCGGAUGCGUUUGUGGGGAAAGUAUAUCGAACAGCUGAAUUGUCAAAAAAGGGAAUGGUCAUGAUGGAAAAGAGAACGUUUGAUGAUAUUUUACUCUAUACGUGGAAAUAAAUAUUUGUGAGCCACUUUAUUAUCAAAUACGUCUUGUUAAUGUUCGUUUUUAUUUUUAUAUUGCAUAUAUGCUCAAUGAAUGCCUUUUCAAUGCAAGAUACCGUACAGUAAAUAUUAAAUGAAGGCUAGAAAUGUCACAAGCGUAAAACAUAUUCCGACUUCAUGCAUUUGUUUAUGAAUACAAUUUUUUAAUCAUUUAUUGCAAAACAGUUUGAAACCUUUUUUUUUUUUUUUUGCACCAGAUGAAGAAGAUCCUCUUUUUUAAUACGUUAAUGUUAAAAGCCAGCCAAGUAAAUUAAAUUCUGUCCAUCCACUUGUUUUUGUUCUCUCUGCUUUCAUUCCUUCAACAGCGGUUGUGUCUCACGUAAGGGUUCUACGGCAACAUCUUGUUUGAAUCCAUCCGACAAAUUGAGAAUUAGAGUCAAUAUUAUUGCGCGAUGAUCGGAGGCAUAUUUCAGGCCGGCCACACCAAACACUUGAUUGGCUUUUUAAAAACCUUUAUUAUUUAUAUGAAGCGUCAGCACAGCCUGUGAGGCAAAGCAGAACAAAACCUGCGGCCUGUAGUUCCAAGCAAUCAACAUGUGCUUUCUAUUAGGACACUCCCAGCACCCCCCGUCGACUCUCUUCCCUGCCAAACGAUUCGCAUAAUAUGGAAGUCGUGGUUGUGGUCUUUGUUAACUUCAUUUGUUGUCUUUGACAAUUGGCAGGCCGCUUUCUAACAGGCUAUAAUCCAAUUAGGUGGCAGCCAGCAGUGCAACUAGCAUUCUUAUGAGUGUUAUAGAUAUGAAUGGUCCAUAUUUUGUGGUUGUACUAAUUCUUCACCACACUGCUUAAUCAAUCCGUUAGAUCAAUGGAGAAGGGCAAUUCCACAACUCAAUAACAAAAUUAGAGGUGAUGUGAGCAGCUCCUUAUGUUCAUCUAGGUGUGUAUUUUAAAGACAAAAAUACUCUUAGAUUAA